This is a messenger RNA of Fusarium tjaetaba, 2946 nucleotides long. RefSeq lists its product as uncharacterized. The transcript is spliced from 5 exons. The record is from RefSeq and is a predicted model, not a curated record. NCBI's taxonomy places the organism in Eukaryota, Fungi, Ascomycota, Sordariomycetes, Hypocreales, Nectriaceae. The coding region runs from base 1 to 2946 and encodes 981 amino acids.
AUGAAGAUUGAGUCAAUUCUAAACCAGUUCAGCGAACUUGACACGGAAGCGAGAAAUAGUCGAGAAAGCCCGCAGCUUUUCAAUGAGCAGAAGGAACAGAGAGGCCCGUCAUUGUCACUGUCGACUCCGUCACCCGACUGCACUCAGUCUAGAACAUCUAGUGUGCGAUCCGAUAGUCGAACUCGUACGCCCUGGGAUGCUGGUGGUUACUCUCUGCCAAGGGAUAUUGGCCCCAAGAACUCCUCGCGGCCUCCUUUCACGCCAGUGCCUUGGGAGGAGCAGCAAGAAUCUGCGAGACGUCAGAAUGCAUCUAAUCACCACCCCAGACAAGUAUCAAUGGAUACAUCGGCCAGUAUAAGUCUUCCUGGUUCCGCAGGAUCAUAUGCGCUACCAGUCCGCGAGCGCCGUGCUUCUCAGCAUAUGAGAAGAUCAAGUCUCUGGACGGAAUACAACACGUCGCCAGCUUCAGCCAGCCAUAAGAUUUCAGACAGCCGCAGCAGUUUCUCAUCUUGUUGCUCAUCGACCUUCUCCGCUGGCCAUUCUAGAUUCUCAUCGGUAUCUACCAUCAAUGGGAGUAAUACGGUAGGCUCUGGCAUCGCUGACCUGGAGGCAAAAUUGGAGCGGCUUCCAAGGAUAACAGCGCCUCUCCCUCCAGUGACAGUCGGUCUGUCUGUGAAGUCGCAUGCUCGUCAGCGUACCAAUGGUGCUGGGUCGUUGUACUUGGGUAGCCCAUCUGACACGAUUCUAGAGGCGAGGAUGAUGAGAAGAAAGCACAACCACUUGUCAGAAGAUCAAACGAAUAUACUGACUCUGUUCCUUUUAUUCAGCUAUUUGAAGCCAAAAGAUCAGUUCCUGAACUCGUUAGAUCGCGUUCACAAGCGAACCAUCUCGGCACCAAGCCCCGCCCAGGGCUCUAGUCAUUCUUUUCCUCAAGCACCAACUUCUCUGCCACAAUUUACGUCCCGACAGCUUCAUCCUCCGACACAACUGUCACCACAGAUCAACACAUCUCACGAUCGUCUCGGCAUCGAGAAGUAUCCCUGGAUCAAUACGGGAGAGAGCUCUCCUGCAACUAGUAGUGCAUCAACAAGAUCUCCCUUCCAGCCUCCGGACACUGUGAGGAUGCAGUCCAACGGGACUCUUCCAGGUGCAUCUGGACAGGCAGCGUACCAUGCUAACCCAAAUGAUCGUGUGCUUGCUGCAUUGCAUACAUUGGAGGACGUGACCAUCGACGUUCCCCUUCAGGGUGGUGACGUUUGUAUGGCAGUUACCGAAUGCACCACUAAUUCGGUACCUCGCAAGGUCAUCUCUCAUCUUUUUGGCCGCAACAAGGUCUGCACUCGUCGCAUUCCGGAGCGUGUCUGGGUUUGCAUGUGUCGCAAGCACUAUCAGAGGAUUCGCUACCGAACCGGUAUCAGAUUCAGCUUCACUCAGAUCAAGCUGGUGUACGAGCAGAUCAUCCGAAUGAUCUUCUGGAGCCGAGGUCUGGAGAAUGCCAGCAGAACUAAUCAGGAGGGCAUAACAAUCCGAUCCUGGACAUUCUCGAUUCGAAGACGUGAGGUUAAGCGCCUGGCGGACACCAACAGUCGGGAUCCCAUCCCUCACUGGAUCACGCAGAGCCUUGGCGAAGGCAAGACGCACGAUGAGAUUCUCGAUGUUAUUGAACGCCUUUGCCAAGAGAUCGAUCACGGCGAUCUCAGAGAAGUUCCUCCUGUCGAGUUCCUCCCAGAGGUUGUUGAUGCUUUCACGAACUCGCAUGCUCAAGUCCAGGCCCAUCGGACAUCGGUCAGCAGUCAAUCCGGCCGUUCGUCUUUGAUGGCCGGGGAGCCAGUUCCAUCCCCCCUCCCAUUUGUCAAGGAAUCGUCGCCCCUCGAACCAGUUCAAGAAGAGGGAUCUGCGAGUGAGCAUUCUAGCCAGCAAUCGUCAUCGUCGGCCACACCUCCUGCUGUUUUCAGCGGAUCUCGACCUGUUCAUCACUCCCGAUCGUAUACCGACGAUAUCUCCAACCGGACUGCUCCCUACUCAUUCGGCUCUCGGUCUCCCCUCGCGAACUCUGGCGUCGGGCCAGGCAGUGAUCGACAACCCAGUCUUGGGUACUAUGACAGUCAGAACCCAACAGCACCUUCAAUGAGCUAUUCCAGUAUUAAUCGUCAUAUGCAGGCGCCGAUGACCGAUCACCGAGGUUCCUGCGAUAACGCCCCUUAUUACCAACAGUCUUAUGGCGGCGAUCACUACGAUGGCCCAAAUGGAUUCGUACUGACUGAUAGAAACCUCUCGAUCCAUACCGCGGCUAUGCCAAUGGUGGCCAGAGCGGAUCAGAUGUAUGGCACCGCAGGCUAUGCUGCCCAACACAGCCGAGACAACCACCAGUUCCUGGCGUCGACAGUCAAUAAUCAACUCACGCCCGCGCCGCUCAACUAUCCCUCUUACGGGACUCCUCCUUCCCAGGCCUCAGGAGCGGAUUACUCGUAUCCAAUCCCGGAAGAACGUCAUUCUCAGUUUAGAAUGAGCGGAGUAGACAACUCACUGCAUCAUUCCAUGACAGACGAACGCCCGUACUCUGAUGCUCCGCGUUCACAAAUCCACCAGCCCUACUGGUUUUCUGCCGAGACUGGGUCGAACACGAGGAUCGGCCGCUCUAUGAACCAAUACCAGCAGUACACAUUGGCUUCCUUUGACCAAGCUAGUCUCCGUUCCUCGCGCCAGUACCCUAAUGAAGAAGUUACAGAGUAUGGCGUUGCUGAUCUGGUUACUGAUGAAGGUGUCCCGACCACGCGAUCAGCAAUGGCCUAUCGUCCAAGAUUCAAACACGGCUACGCAUCUCCCCCCGAGUUCGACGACACUCUCGCUCGAGGCAAUUACCAGGCCUAUCAACACAAUCUUUCAACCAAUGGCGAUGAAGAGAACAUCCACGGUGAUCGAGCUUCUGACAGCAAUCGCCAGUAA